Messenger RNA from Diaporthe batatas, 786 nucleotides. RefSeq lists its product as uncharacterized. The transcript is spliced from 3 exons. The coding region runs from base 1 to 786 and encodes 261 amino acids. Lineage: Eukaryota; Fungi; Ascomycota; Sordariomycetes; Diaporthales; Diaporthaceae. The record is from RefSeq and is a predicted model, not a curated record.
AUGGCUCAAGUACCACCUGGCAAUCAUUUCUACUUGUCCCACAAGAGCUCGUACUCCUUGUUGAAGGCGUUAUGGAGAAAGGGGCCUAAUUAUACCAAGGAAGAUAUCUGCAACCAUGCAUGGCAAGAUAUCUUGAGAGUAUACUUCCCCGCCGAAUACAACCCCAAUCAGUUGGCAACAGGGCGGGCCACAAUGUACCACGUUCUAGUACAGGCAUAUCGAGGCCUGCCAGCGGAUGAGAACCACCUAAAGAAGCCUGAUGCUGUCACUGUGCAAGUCGACCACGUUGUGCAGGCAGGCGCUCUAGGCGGGUAUGAUGAGUUCAAGCGAGAUGUUCUAUGGGUGGAAUGUAAGGCGCCAAGCAAAGAUAAGCCCGGCGAGUGGAAUGUUGUCAUGAGAGAGGCCGUGGCCCGCCUCCACGUCGCACACAAUACCCGCAGACUGUACAUCAUCCUGAAUGUCGGUCUGGAAUGGCUGCCGUUCUACUGGGAUCCAAUCAAUCCAGGCAAUGCUUUAACAAUCAAAGCCUCCGCUGGGCAUCAGGACUUUCCCGUGGACCCUAGGAUUCGGCCCACGCCAAACUUCCCUACAGGACACAUCGGCGCGAACGGCGUUAUCCACACAAAUUUGGCGAAAACACUGGAUUGUUUCACCACAACCACAACUCCUCAAGGAACAUUCCUCGCUUAUCAGAACGAUCUGAAUGACCUAGAGGCUUUCCUGCAAGUCGUUAUGACUCACAACGGAUAUAAUGGUCUGAAUGACCCCAGCUUUGAGCAAUUUUGA